Molecule: messenger RNA, 1166 nt
Organism: Mytilinidion resinicola
Lineage: Eukaryota; Fungi; Ascomycota; Dothideomycetes; Mytilinidiales; Mytilinidiaceae
Product: oxidoreductase domain-containing protein
Exons: 2
Biological process (GO): peptidyl-proline hydroxylation to 4-hydroxy-L-proline
Cellular component (GO): endoplasmic reticulum
Molecular function (GO): iron ion binding; procollagen-proline 4-dioxygenase activity; L-ascorbic acid binding
Source: RefSeq, a predicted model, not a curated record
AGAAGGCUCAACUCUACAACGAACUGCCGGGGCUGUGCGCGUGUAUGCCACUGCUGGGGUGCUUCAACGCCAUUUCAGAUAUCUACACGAGACAAAAGCUCUUCACCUUGGGCUAUGUAGAAACUUGUUGAAGCAACUCAAGUAGUGGCAGACAGGUGUACACGAGACAGGUGCUGAACAAGUGUGCCACUUUUUCAUGCCCAGCGUGAUUGCAUCAAGGGGCCCCAGCAAGGUGGAGUCGUGUAGCUUCCAAUAGCUAGUUACUCAGCCGCAAGGCAACAGUACUGGAGGCCUUCCACGGCGUCGCAUAGCCCCAGUAAAUCAAAAACAGAGUCACUCUCCGUUCGCGAAUCGCACACAUACAUAAAGCCUGCAUCUUCACGAGCCCCGGCAUGCUUAAGUCCGUUGUCAAAAAAGCCGUCACUAUGUCUGCUACCAAGAAACCCUUCACUUUGCCCAAGGGCUUCCUCAAGGGCCCAGCUCCCGCCAUCAAGGUCUCCAAAAUCGAUUUUGCCAACUCGACCAUUCCCGAAUACAACGACCUAUGGGCAGUAGUCCUGGACGAUGUCAUGACUCCGGAAGAAUGCAAAGCGCUGGUGAACGCUGCCGAGGCGACGACUGACGGGAAGUGGGAGCGCGCCAUGAUCAAUGUCGGCAAUGGCAAACAGGCGCUGUAUGAAGAUACUAGGAACUGCGGGCGCAUCAUCUGGGACGACAAGGAGAUUGUAGCAAAGCUUUGGGCUCGCGUUGAGUCUACUGUUCCAGAGCUACAGUAUCUGGAGAACUGGCCCAAGGUCACUGGUAUUGGCCCGACGAAGCGCAAGGAGACUUGGAGGAUGACCAGGUUGAACGAGCGGAUGAGGUUUCUCAAGUACUCAAGCGGUGAAUACUUCCGACCGCACUGCGACGGAACAUACGAAACACCAGACUUCAAAGAGAGGUCCUACUUCACACUCCACCUAUAUCUCAACGACGCAUCAUCGGACCCCAAGGGCCAGUCGCUGCAGGGCGGUUCCACUACUUUCCAUGCCUACGACAUGAAGAGGCGGAUUGACGUGGAGCCAAAGAUUGGACGAGUCCUCCUCUUCCAGCAUAAAUUCCUAUUGCACUCUGGCGACGACGUAACACAGGGGACCAAAUUAACCAUGCGGACCGAUGUCAUGUUU